AUGUCGCAGUCACUUGAAGAUCUCGUCCGUGCGUUCAACGCUCUCCCACGGUCCCCAAAGACUCCAUCCGGACUCGUGGACAAUCACUGGUACUUUGCGAUUCGACGAGUUCCACUGGAACCCCCGGGCGAUCUCCUCCAUGUUGUGAACCCUGGCAGUCGCUACAACAGCACCGAAGGCCCUACUCAGAUCUUGUCCUACAAAUCCCUAGCAGAACGCGCUGAUAUCGUGCUUCCCAUGUUGCUGAGGGUAUUCAUGUAUUCGAUGAGCAACCCUCAUCAAGCUCAAACAUUUGCUCCAUGGAGCUGGGGAACUGACGAUGUCGAUUUGGCGAAGGCUUUGGAGCAGCGUCUCAAACUUGCCGGGGUUUGCAAGGAACUUUGUGUCAUCAAGGUUGGGGAUGAGGCAAGCAGCAAAAUCGAACAGGAGAUCUGGGAUAGACUCCUUGAUGAGUUGAUAAAGAAGUCAGGACCACAGUGUGACAGAUGCAAUAGUCCUCCUACAAACAGUACCAAGUUGCUGCGGUGCGGCGGCUGCAGACAGACUACAUACUGCUCCAAAACUUGCCAAAAAGCAGAUUGGAAAGAUCACAAGGCUUACUGUCAGACUUCAGCGAUCGAUUACUGGAAAGUCAUUGCACCAAACGCCCACGAUGCGAUCGAACUGGCGGCCGAAAUUGGUCUGAAACUAGGCUCUGGUGGUCUCGUAUACCCAAUCCGACGUCUUGUAGUCACCGGCAAGGAUACCCCCGAGAACUUCAGAAAGCUGCUCGGCUGGAAUGAUAAAGAUGAAAUCAAGGAUAUACAACAUAGUGCACGAAAGGAGGUCCUGAUUAGACCACCAAAAGGUUCGCCAGAUUGGGCCUUCGCGAAGGGUCUCAAGCUCGAUGAGAACUGUCCUCCAUGGACUCCUCGCCCGGCAUCGGUGAAAGAGGAACAAGAGGUCCGCGAAAUCAAGGAAAUGCAGGAGCUCAUUAAGCGCCAUAUGGGAUCGCGAAGCAUGAGCACAAUCGGAACCAAAGAUAUGACGGAUUUCUUAGCGAAAUACUUCCCUCGCGAUUUUAGUGCCAAGAUGCAGACAUUUACGGCGGCGACCAAUGCUAUGGACCAAGAUGUUAUGGUCUAG
Molecule: messenger RNA, 1125 nt
Organism: Drepanopeziza brunnea f. sp. 'multigermtubi' MB_m1
Lineage: Eukaryota; Fungi; Ascomycota; Leotiomycetes; Helotiales; Drepanopezizaceae
Source: RefSeq, a predicted model, not a curated record